Molecule: messenger RNA, 2213 nt
Organism: Juglans regia (Persian walnut)
Lineage: Eukaryota; Viridiplantae; Streptophyta; Magnoliopsida; Fagales; Juglandaceae
Product: protein DAMAGED DNA-BINDING 2
Exons: 11
Coding region: 113-1834 (573 amino acids)
Biological process (GO): response to UV; DNA repair
Cellular component (GO): nucleus; Cul4-RING E3 ubiquitin ligase complex
Molecular function (GO): damaged DNA binding; protein binding
Source: RefSeq, a predicted model, not a curated record
GUUUACUAUUUCCUCGUCGCUACCAAUUUCAGUUCUGGGUCUCUUCGUUUCCAUUUCUGAUUCCUGAUUCCUCGUAUCAACAUCAUCGUUGGGUCCUUGUUGGUUUCCAAAGAUGGCCCCACAAACCAGAAGAACGUCUUUUCCGAAAGUUGUCAUAGAGAGAGACUCCGACUCUGAACCCAGCUCGUCAGAAGAAGAAGAAGAAGAAGAAGAAGGAGAAGAAGAUGUAGACAACCGAGAAGAAGAAGAAGCGGAAAGAGGGGAAAACGAAGAAGGGGAAGAGGAGAAAGCUUUGGAGAACAAAAACGGAGAGAGAACGGCAGAAGGUUUGGAUGCGAAGAAGAAAGGCAAAGCGCCCAUUACUCUUAGUCUUAAGAAAGUUUGCAAAGUUUGCAAAAAGGCGGGUCAUGAAGCGGGAUUCAAGGGGGCUACUUACAUAGACUGCCCAAUGAAACCUUGCUUUCUCUGCAAAAUGCCCGGCCACACUACAGUGACAUGCCCGCAUCGGGUGGCUACUGAGCAUGGGGUCAUCCCUGCACCCCGCAGAUCUACCCGUAACCCAUUGGAAUAUGUCUUUGAGCGCCAGCUCAGACCAGACAUUCUUCCGAUCAAACCGACAUUCGUAAUCCCAGAUCAGGUGAAUUGUGCGGUUAUAAGAUAUCAUAGUAGACGGGUAACAUGCUUGGAGUUUCAUCCUACCAACAAUAACAUCCUUUUAUCUGGAGAUAAGAAAGGACAAGUUGGAGUCUGGGAUUUUGCCAAAGUGCAUGAAAAGAUGGUUUAUGGAAAUGUACACUCUUGUAUCGUGAAUAACAUGAGAUUCAACCCUACAAAGGAUGAUUCGGUAUAUGCUGCGUCCUCAGAUGGAACCAUUAGUUGCAUUGACAUGGAGACUGGAAUUUCAUUAUCUCUGAUGAACCUUAAUCCUGAUGGGUGGCAGGGUCCAAGCAGUUGGAGGAUGCUCUAUGGCAUGGAUGUCAACUCAGAGAAAGGCCUUGUGCUUGUUGCUGAUAACUUUGGUUUUCUCUACUUAGUGGAUACUCGCUCUAACAACAAAAUUGGGGAAGCAGUUUUGAUCCAUAAGAAAGGAAGCAAAGUUGUUGGACUCCACUGCAAUCCUGUUCAGCCAGACCUCCUUUUGAGCUGUGGAAAUGAUCAUUUUGCUCGUAUAUGGGAUAUGCGUCGAAUGGAAGCUGGAUCUUCCCUCUAUGCGCUUGCACACAAGCGAGUUGUUAACUCAGCAUAUUUUUCUCCAUUGUCAGGCAGCAAAAUCCUAACUACAUCGCAAGACAAUCGCCUUCGUAUAUGGGAUUCUAUAUUUGGUGAUUUGGACUCUCCAAGCCGAGAAAUUGUGCACAGUCAUGAUUUUAAUCGACAUUUGACUCCUUUUAGAGCUGAAUGGGAUCCAAAGGAUCCAUCAGAAUCUCUGGCAGUUAUUGGUCGUUACAUUAGUGAAAAUUAUAAUGGAGCUGCCUUACAUCCUAUUGAUUUCAUAGACAUCAGCACAGGACAGCUAGUUGCUGAGGUCAUGGAUCCAAACAUCACAACUAUUAGUCCGGUGAACAAGCUACAUCCACGUGAUGAUGUUUUGGCGACUGGUAGUUCAAGAUCGCUCUUCAUAUGGAGGCCUAAGGAAAAGUCUGAGCCUGUGGAACAGAAGGAUGAACGGAGGAUAAUUGUUUGUGGAAGAGCUGAGAAGAAGCGGAGUCGAAAGUUUGGGGAUGAAAGUGAUGAUGAUUUUGAUGAUGACAAAUUCACCUCCAAGAGCACGAAGCUGAAGUCCAAUAAACCUGAAAGGAAUUUAACCCGCUGUUCUAAUAAGGUCAAACGGUAAUAUAAUGCAAAAUGUGAACUUUCAUGCCCCUUUUUGGUUUUGGUGCUGAGAGUGGAUUUUGAAGCAUUCAUCUUUAUCUUCCAUCUCGGGAGAACUUUCCGAGCUGUUCUUGAAGCUUUCCAUAGGCCAUCUCUGUACAGAGAGCUAUUUUGCCACCUUUUGCUUAGCCUUUCAGGCAAAAGCGUUUUUUAUUUCUUACCCGGUGCGGACUUCAGCAUCUUUAUUUUGCUUUACAUUAUGCAAUUCCUUUUGGUUCAGUGUAAAAUACUAACUGGGGUGCAUCCAUGCAUGCAGCCUCUUGGGUAUGUUGUUUCAGCAUGUUGGAUUGUGCAUCACUUUUAAUAUUUUACGUAUAAAUGUAUGAGUUUUGCUACACAAC